GGAAGUAGGUACUGAUCUAAAUUCUAAAAUGGCUGGUAGAGAUAAUAGGGAUGGUCGAGACGGUAGGGAAAGUCGUGGUCUCGACGACCCACCAAAUAGUAGAUUGUUCAUAUUGUGCCAGAAAGGAACAACAGAACAAGAGUUUCGUGAUGCAUUUGAAAAAUUUGGAGUUAUUGAGGAUAUUUGGAUCAUCAAAGACAAAAGAACAAAUGAAGAUAGAGGUUAGCGUCCGUUCUUAACAUAAAUUCCCUUCCCAGCAGCCUCCAUUCAAUUUUUAAUAUAUAAAAUUGCACCAGUGACAAUCACAAUAAACUAAUAUAAUCAGCUUAAAAAUGCCUAGUAUUAUUAACUUUUUUUGCUUGUGGAAUUAAUCAAUUUUUUUUUUUAAACAUUUAAAGUAGAAAAUUAUUUCUGAAGUGAAUGCAAGCCAUGGCCACAUGUUAUUAUACAAUCAACAAACAAUUACAGUAGGAGUAAUUUAUUUAUGAAAGUAUUUUAUGAGUCUAUCAAUUAAGUGACAAACUGACUGACUCUGGACCUGGGGAGGAAAAAGUGGGAGGGGGUGGGGGUGAAGUUUGACAAAUCAUGAGGAGGGAAGGGGGCUGUCAAAAUGCUGUUUUUGCUAGGGCAUCCGCAUAGUCAUACGAGUAUGAUCAUGGUAUAGGCAUUUUUCCUCAUACUCAUUCACAUUCAUUUAGCCUUUAGAGUUGGGGUCGGAAAACUUUUUAGGCUAAGAAAUUUGCAGACCCUGCCCUAGGCUAGCAUAAAAUGCCUUCAUUAUAUUUUUUAUUAUAUUAAUAAUUUUAUAUAUCAGCCAUCACCCCAAUGUACUUUACGUCUCCAUUACCCUUGAUCUGAAAGGAAGAAAAUCAUAGUCAUAGGCUUAUUAAUUUUCAAAUAGUGUUAUUUAAGUGUAAUCAAUUUAUCAUUUUUAUGAAGAAUACAAUUAUAAAUAAAAUGUGCAAAAGAAAUGAUAAAAAUCCUCUUUAUUAAAUCAAAAAGAUUUUUAAAAAAAAAAUAUUUACUGCAAAUUAUGCAGAAAUGUUGUUUCUAUUUUUAUACAAUGAACAAUGACAUGAAAAUUGGGCCUUCUUAAAUUCAGAGGAACUUUGUAUACUUUUUUGAGGUUUAAUAAUUGAUUUCUAUUCUGUUUUUAUGUUCAGUUCAGUGAACAAUUUGCAAAUCUAGGUUGCUGCAAAAGGCAACAUUUUUACUGCCUCUUCAUCAGAAAUUUUGCAUACCUUUACACUAGUUACACUAGUACCCUUUACACAAGUGCAACACCCUCACAGGGGGAUGACACCAAAUGAAAAUUAGGAAAUUUGACAGCUUUUGAAAACAUGUUUUGACACAACUAAGUUUAAUAAAGAGCAGGGUGUCACCAAAGUAGGGUACCACAAGAGCAGAGUCACCAGAACUGGCUGACAUAGAGAAGUCUUGAUGGGGUGACACAAUGCGAUAAAGGAGCUGGGUGGCACCAAGCCUAGUGACAUCACUGAGCAUAAGAUAAAAUAGGCGACUAGUCAAGAUGAGAAAUGAGCACCAGCUGCCAGCCACUAGUAACCACAAAUUAUUAGGUGUGUUUGGCUCUUAUACAGACCAGAUGCAGUAUUUCCAGAAAUAUAUUUUGUAAAAUAAAACAUGGAAAUAUAAUUUUAUUUAUGUCUAUUGAGCCCUCAUUACCCUAAGAUUUCCAUUUUUAUCCCUUUGGGGUAAUUUACCCCAUUUCACCAACCACUAGCCUAUGGCUAGGCCUUGGAUUGAGUGUGAAAUAAUUAUUAAAAUUCAAUGAACAGUCUAAAUGUAUAUAAAAAGUAAAAUAGCUCCAUAUUGCUGAGUGCCAUACCUAAAUGACAUGCCUCUUCAAUGGGGGUGAGGGGAUCUCAUAUUGGUGACAAUGAAUGUAUUGUUGAUGGGCAUCUAAAUUUAUGUGAUGAGGAGUUGGUAAGAUUGGGGUAAAAAUAAAAUCUGAAAAUAUUAUGAAAUUUAUGGAUGGACCCUACAAAUAGUUGUAACAGUAGCAGCACUGACAAUGCAUUUUUUUGCCAUAGUCUUAGGCUUAAGAAUUUUAAAAAAGCAUUAUGAAGUAAUGCUAAUUUAAACUAUCAAAAUUUACACCAAACUUUUAGAGUACUUUUUUUUUUUGGACAUAUGUCAAAAAGAGCAGUUACAGAAAAAUUGUUAAAAUUGCAGAUUUUUUACUAUCACUGUCUGUUGAUUUAUCCAUUCAACCCUAGCUGUAACUCCUCUUUACUAUGUUAUGUAUAGGCAUAUGCUUAGAUUUCUUUAUUUGAGAGUUGGCUUUAACUUACAAUAAAAUGAGACUACUCUUAUUUUAUCCUUAUUUUUUUCUUUAAAAUUUAUUUAUCCACAGAAUAUAUAAUUUUCUUUUGAAAACUUUUUUCCAGGAACUAAGUAAGAAAUAUUAUUCAUGUCACUCUUUUGUUAGUUUUAAAUUGCUUUUCUUUUGUGAAGGAAUUGUGUACAUCAAGUUUUCAAAGACUUCAGAAGCAAUGCAGGCAAUGGAAGAGAUGAAUGGUAGAGCUUUGCCCGGCACUAAUAAAGGACUAAAGGUGCUUUAAUGGAAUUUGUAAAACAUUAAACAUAAUAAGGAUCAAAUUUUGUUAUUUUAUUCAACUUUCUGCUUUUCUAUUUAAACAAAACUUUGACACUAAGUUCACAAUUUGAUUGAUAUUAAUGGAAUAACUUUAAUAAAAAGUUACUGAGCAUGAUUUGCAAAUUUAAUAUUAGCUAAUUGUGUCUACAUUUUUUUUAACAGGUUGUUGUAGCAAACAGCAAACGUGAUGGUUCAACGCGUGAUCCAAGAGAAGAUGAAAGGCUUGUUCGUCUUUUUGUAAUCAUUCCCAAACAUUUCACUGAACAAAACUUAAGGGACGAGUUUGCUGUAAGCGUUAAUAUUUUCUAAAUCUAAUGCUUAGUAUUAAGCUUAUUUUUACAUUUUUAAAUGCCUUUUAAACUGUCUAAUGGGGAAAGUUACAUUUUUUAGGACUGGGAAUUUUUGAACAAAUAGAGAAUAAAUGAUAAGAAAUAAUACCUAUACAUCCAUAUGUGUAAUAAAAGAAUUAAAUGUGUGGUUGAUGUACAACAUAAAAUUUCCCUGCAUUCAUCACACAAACAGAUCUUAUUUGUGUACUAACAUACUCCUUGACUGAGUUUUUAUAUAUUAAUAAUCAAAAUAAAACAAGUUGAAAAAUUAUAUUUGUAAAACUAUGAUUUUCAUGCUUUUUUUACACAAUCAGUUUUGUGACACUUUAAUCCUCUUGUGAAAUUUAUAGUGUCAGAUCUAAAUACUGAUAUCAAUUUGCUGGAAAUUUUAAAAUUCUUUUCAAGCUGAUUGGGCUGAUUAUUUUAUGUUGAAUUUAAGUUUACCAAGGAAAUUCUGCUAGUCUUGUUUGGAGGGGUUUAAAAUGAUAAAUUGCAUUUUAAUUUUUUCUUUCUAUUGCAGAAAUAUGGAGAUGUUGAAAAUGUUACAGUGUUAAAGGAUCGUAAUUCUGGUGAAAGUAAAGGAUUUGGUUACGUUCGCUACUUCAAGCCACUUCAUGCUGCUAUGGCAUAUGAGAAUUGUGAAGGCUGUGAGUAUUAUAGGUUAAUUGAUGAAAUAAAGAAAGGAAAUUAAAAAAACCUCUCUGUUUUUGUAUUUUAAAAAAAUGAAUAGUUGUGCUCUAAUCUUAGUUUAAUAAAGAAAUUUUACUAUUUCAGCUUAUAAACCAAAAUUUGCAGAGCCUCAACGUUCAAGAGAUGAAAGGGAUGAAAUAGAAAUUCAUGGAUUUUCAUCUCAUCAUUCUGGAGCAGGUAGAUACAUUUUCUAGAAAUUAUAAUCAGAUCUUACAUGCUGCUGAUAGUGGGAACACAUAAAUAUUAGUUCAGAGUUGUAUCAAUCAUAAACUUAAUGGGAUAAUAAGCCAUAUCUUUAGCUCAUGAAGAGUUAUGCAUUUUUCUUUUGGAUCAAUACUCUAAUAUGCAUAACUGAAAUACCAAUGAACAAAUAGAACAAGAAUCCAGAGGCUCAUUUAAGAAUAAAUAUUCUAAAAGUUAUUGGGCAAGAAAUGAUACUGAAAUGAAUUUGGGAAUUCUGUGAAUUAUUUAAGAUGAUCAUGACCUUAAAAUCAGUACAAUGGUUCAACUGUUUUCUGCCUUAAACUCACACCCACAAUGACUAAUGGGUCCUAUUUAUCAUUCAAAUGUGUUUUCAGAUAAAGACAACUAUAUUUUCAGAAUUUUCCUCAUUACCACAAGUAAUGCCAACAUCAUCAUCUUCAAAAUCUAUUUCAUUUGGAAAUAAUUCAAAUAAAUUAAGAUAAUUAGGCUUUUCUUUUAAAGAGACAACAUCUGAGUCCAACAUUAUUGUGAUAUUUCCACAAAUUUCAGCUCGUUUCAAAUUAUGUGCUUUAUAAUAAAAGUUUUUAUUUGAUUACAUUAAGUAUAUUGCAGUCUCAAAUUUAAACUGAGUCAUAUUGUAUAUCUUCCAUAGGUCAAAAAAGAAUGUAUGAAGAUGAGAUUCACCCACCUGGUUACUUAUAUCCAGAUAUUGGAUUUCCAGGUCCUGGUAUGUAUUAAUUUUGUAUUAUUUUGUGUGCAAAACUAGGGCAUAAGCUCUUAAUCUUUUUUAUGAAGAUUGAAUUGUUUAAAAGUUGUGUUUACAUUUUUUUCUAAAUAAAAUUGCUAUAUAUUUGGUAUAUUUAAUGUUUAUCAUUUAUUAAAUGAUUUGUUUUUCUUUAAUUUAUCAUUUAUUAAAUGAUUUGUUUUUCUUUAAUUUAUCAUUUUACAGGCUAUCACCACAUUGGUACAGGACCCAUGGACAUUCUUGCAGAUUACCCAACAACAAGCUCUGGAUCACGCUUAAUUAUACAGGCUCCCAUUGGAUUGACUCAAGGUUACCUUUCAAAACUUUUCAACCUUAUUCCAGGAAUGGAGUACUGUGACCUCAAUGAGACAACAGGUAUGUAAUUAUUUUCUCCAAUAAAUAAAACAUCUUUUAUUAUAUUUUAUAUUGUCUGUUUUUAUACUUACUAAACAGAUAUUUUAAUUGAUGCCUGUCAUAUUGUAUUAAAUUGUCUAACAUCUAACACUUCAUUCUUACUUCUUUUUUUUUUACCUAUACAAUAUUACUUAGCUUUUAAAAACGCUCCUGACUUCUGUGGAGCUGUCUGACUUCUGUGGAGCUGUUUUUUUUUAUAAUCUGCCUUCAAUUAUUUAAAAUUUUAUCUAUCAUCCAGGUCUAGCCUAUGCUCGCUAUAGCAGCCCUCAGUGUGCAGCUUACGCCAGAGAUAAACUCAAUGGUUUUGAAUACCCACUCGGCAGUCCAUUGCAUGUUCAAAUGGCUGAUGAGUCAAUGAGGCAAGAAUUUCCCAUGAAUGUGGAUAAAGGCUUUUCCCAAUUUGCCAAGUAUGUCGUUAAGACAGUUAAUCUAUUUAUCCUUCAGAUUGUUAGCCAGCUCUUAACUUUCAAAUGAAAUCCAAUUUAAAAAAGGUUUGUCAUAUUUAUUGUAACCAAUAUACAAGGCUACAAUCAAAGUAAAGCAUUUAUGGACUAAAAAGGCUUGUUGUGAGGCAUCAUUUUCUUAUCUAGGAACUUUGUCUUGUUAGCUAUCUUACUUUACCAUACUUUUAAUAGGUAGUCCAAACUAAAAUUUUCUAUACAUAGCAGACAUAUGUGGUGAGUUUCACCUGACAGAACUUUUUAUUCUAAGAUAUAGGCCACUUAUUUAAUGUAGAUAUCUCAAUAAACAAAAAAGUUAUGCAAUUUUCAAAUUUGCUGAAAAUUGACCAAAAAUGGAUUUUCUUACCUUGUGAAAAACUGCCAUGUUUAAGGACCUAUAUUUUCUAAAAUAAUCAACAGAGAAGUCCAGGAAUUGGUGUAUGUGCUCCAAAGUUUACAUUAUUUAAGCCCAAUUUUUUUCAAGCAGCCAGAUCUAUUAAUUCUUAACAUAAUUCUUAAGUUAUUAAAAAAUAACAAGAAUGAUUUUUAGUUAUUUUUAUUUUCCGACAGGAAAAGUGUAAAAAUACACAUUUUCAAAAAUGUGUUAAAAUUUCUGUUAUUGACUUACAUAAAUAUGUCAUACAUCAAAUUAAAGAUAAUUUUAAGCAGAACAACAUGCAGUAUGCCUUAACAUCAUCAAUAAACACUUAAAGGCACUAAAAUAAGUCUAAAAGUACCUACUUAACAUUUUUUUUUUAAAUGAAGGUUUAAAAAAUGUGAUGGAAAAUGCAUUUUAUCACAUAAUUGUGAUAAAAUCAAAGGAAUAUGAUGUCAGAUGUGAUAACUAUUAAUUAAAAGACUAAUAAAAAAAAUAUCAAUGCAGGGUAUUGUCAAAAAUAGAAAGCAAUUGAGCAUAAAUUUUAAUUAAAUUGUCAGGGAAAUGCCUGGUCUAUCAACUGGGGGGUGACUGGGUAAGCUUCUGUAACCAAUAUGUAAUAUGCUUGUUGGUCUUAUUCCCCAAGUGCAUUAUCAAUAGCAAUUGUCAACUCUAGCCACAAUGUUGCACCCAGGGUCAUCAUAGGUUUCUCCGCUGUGGAAUGAACAAUUAAAUUUAAAAAGCUUACAACAUUGUUUUAAGUAUUCAUAGGUGUCAUAUAAAGACUAAAUAUUGAGAGAACUGGGCGAGUCCAUUUCAAUAGGCCUUAUAGGUACCGGUAGUUCUAGUGAGUCUAAGAUGAAAUAAUAUUGAAACAAUUCUAACUCAGAAAUACGUUUUAUUGAGUUUUAAUAAAUGCUUCACAAUGUCAUUGUCAAGAUAAGCUUACAAAUUAUUUUUUAAAUUAUUUUGCUGUGUAUAAUGUUUUAUUCACUUGAAGCCUCCUACCCCAGAUAAAAAUUUACGCCGGUCAACCCCAAUGUUUACUCGCCGGCAUCCAUUUUUAUUUCCUCGAUCGGACAGAAACCCCCUUUGAAAUCAACACUACGAUCUUAAUUUUAAAAAUAUAUUUAUAAAAUAUAAGAAAGAUCAAAUAUUAGCAUGUCUGGAGAUGUCUAUCAAUAGGCGUCUAGUGCUAGCGGUGUGGAACUGGAAAUGGGGGUGUUUUUGUAAACAUUGCCGCUUCGCGAGAAUCAUGCCCACUCAUUUGAUCUCGUGAUAUUAAAUAGUUAAAGACCUGAUCUUUCCAACGGUGUAAAGAACGUCCUAAUAUCUCCAUGUUUUCGCCCAUUUUUUUAAUACAAAAGUUUUCAACCGGCUUUUUCAAAAUGAAAUAAGCAAGGUAGAUAUACUUUCUAUGCAUCAAACGAAAGGACAUCAUCUGCUCUUUCUUAUGGUGGUAGAAUUAUUGCGAUAACUUAAAUACACGCGAAGCCGUGGACAUUUGAAACACCUUGGGGUAAACGGGUACUUGCGAAAACGCCGUAAAAUUGGUCAAAACUGAUACUUUUCAGACACAGAAAAAACACUUUCAAACAUAUGUUACAGUCAUAAAAGUAACAUAUUUCGCUAGAUAAAGACUUAAACUUUAUUCACAUAUAAAUUUUAUUGCUGUAUCACUACUAGAAGAGGAUUAAUUAUUUUUUUGAAAACUUCGAAAAAUGACCCUAAAACGCAUUUUUUCUUUAGUUUGGACUACCUACUUUUAAUUAACAAGUCUAUAAAAAGCAUAUUGUAAGGUGUAUUUUGAAUUAAGAGCAUGCAAGGAACAUCUUUGUAAGCACCUUUUGUAGGAUCUUUGGUGGCCCUUUGAAAAAACAAUGCCUCAUUAUAUAUUAAAUAAUUCAUUUGUUGGAUGACUUUAUUGUUACAAAUAGGCCAAAUGUAUUAGUAUUGCUUUUGUGGUUUGAAUAUUACAAAUUACUUCAAUCUUUCUUAAAUUUUAAGUGGAAUUUUUGGGCAAGCAUAGUUGUAUGUAUUAUUUUAGAUACUCAAUUUCAGAAUGAAUGUACUAAUGUUUUCAAAAGGUAUUAUUUAAAACUUAUUGUUAAUAAUUUCUUAACAGUCUAGAUCUUUUACAUUGCUUUUAUUAUUUCCAGCUCUUUGGGAUCAUAUAAUGCUCCUGGUGCAAGUCCUGUUGAAUCAUUGGAUAUAAGACAAAAGGUUAAAUUGCAGGUCUUAUUUCUUACCAAAUUUGCAGACAUACUGUUUAAUUUAUUUAAGCUCUUUUCUGAUUUAAAAAGUUACAAAUAAGAUGAAUAAAUUUUAUAAUAUAAUUAAAUUUUAAUAUUUUUCGAUGUAGGCUGCAAUGAUUUUGGAAAAAGCUGGCAUUAACCCACACAACCUGCUUAACUUUGCAAGUGGUGGAGCGGUGGGGUCUGUUGGCGAUGGCCGCAAAGAAAGAGUUUCUUACUGCAACAUCCCGCUUCCUCCUCCACAACCUACUGUUGCUGAUGAUGGAAAAAAUCUGGCACAGAGACUUUUUAUUGUCUGUCAACCUUCUGGAGUGUCAGAACGUGUAUUGAAGGAUGCAUUUUGUCGCUUUGGGAAUCUGAUAGAUGUGUAUUUACUUUCAGGUACAUCUUAGAGAAGUUUUAUACUUAAUACUUAUAUUCUUUACUAUUAUCAUCAUCAAUUUAUUUAAGGAAAUAACUGUCAGACUUUUAAUAUUCAGUAAAAUGCUCAGUGAAUAAGGUAUUUGAUUCUUUAAAAAAAAUAUUAUUUGUCUUUAAAUUGCUCAGGUCGCAAUUAUGGUUAUGCAAAGUAUGCUUCAAAAGACUGUGCCAUGAAAGCCAUUGAAACACUCCAUGGCCAAACUUUGGCUGGUCAGAAAAUGAAAGUCUUAGAGGCAGAACCACCCAAACCCCACCCAGUCCAUGGAGGAUUGCAAGGAGACGAGGGACCAUCAAAGAAGCAGAGACUGUAAGGUAAUUUUUUAAUCUAAAAAUGUUAGACCUUUCGAAUUUUUGGGUUUAAACAGGCUUUUAUUUGUUUUAUAAAGAAAACUUACAAGCAAUAAUAUAUGGAUCAUACUUUAACAUACUGAAUUAUUUUCUUCCAUUUAUAACCCCUAUUAAUACUGGCUCUUAAUUGUUUAUCUUCUUAACACACUCCUGCCUAUAUCUCGGCUUUUUGUCCUACCGCAUUCCCAUUCACCCUUCAUCCGUUCCUUUUAUUUGUUUAGGGUGAUUAGCAACUUAACUCCCACACUGCUAAAGGUUACCGUUAGCUGAUGAGAACAUCAUUUUUUUGCUUUGAAGAAAUCCAAUUAUUUUUUUUAAAAAUUUCACUAAGUAAAAAGAGUUUAAAGUUCAGUGUUGCUUUCCAAGCUCAUGUCACUAUUAUUAGCAAGCUGAAAUGAUGUAAUUUAGGUAGGAGUGAGUUAAUAGGAAAAGGUAAGACCAGAUACAAAAAUUAGGUUUAUCCUAAAUAAAUAUUUACAAGAGAGGUUAUUUAAAAAUAUUAGAAAGAAGACUUCAUCAUUUGCCUAUUUUACCCAACUAUCGCCCUUUAGGGAGCUAUUAAUGUUCCCACACGAAAAUCACAUAUGCAGAUUUAAUCUCAAACACAACGCAAUAUUUAUUCACUUUUAUUUCAUUAAUUUAACUAAGCAUUGCUUUUAAUAUUUACGGUCACCAGUUCUAAUCAUGUUCAACAACCUGGGUGUUUAAUUUAUAUCUGCUAGAUUAAAGGUUAAGGUUCAAAGCUGCUUUUGGUGGGAGGGUUGUUCUUAAAUGUUCAACAAUUUGCAAUCUUAGUGACAAUUUAAAUACAUUUCUACAUUUGCAUUGCUUUGCUGUAAGAAUCUAUUCACUGCUAAGUUUUAACAAGAAUCCUGGAAUAGUUGUGUAGUUUGCUUAAGUGGUGAAAUUAUAUUGAUUGAAGUGGGAAAAGUUGUUCCUGAUCAUUAUUCUAGGCUACAUAUGUUAUUACAAAUAAAUACUUCUUUUAAAAUCUUGAUAAUGUCUUAGAAAGUCUAAAACAUAUUAAAAAUAUGUAUUAUAAUUUCAAAUAAUAGCUGUUCUUUACUGCAAUUAAGUAUUUUUUAGCAUCAUUUAUUAUCUGAACUAUUAUAUGCACACUUUCUAAGUAUUUUGGGCUGAAUUAUAUUUGCAACAACUUUAAAAAAAUAGUAAAUAGUGUUUUGGAUCCAGUGAAAUUAUUCCAAUUUCACUUUCUCUGCUAACCCAUAAACAUUUCAUUGGUCAGAAUACAAUUUUAUUUUUAAAUCAAAUAUAAAUGUAACUUUUCUUAAUGAAAAUGAUCUAAUCAAAAUGCAUUUCAUUUUUAGUGUCCCUAUAAAGCAUUAUCUGGUUCUGGAUUUUUAAAAAAAACUGUUUAUGUUAUGAAUUUUAAUUUCAAUUCUGGUUUUGAGAGUAAAAUAAAGAAUAAUUAAUUUUAUUGCAUUAUUACCUUUUUUUUUUUUUUUUUUUAGUAAAGAAAAUGUAAGCUUUGACUUUACAUCAAAAUGGUAUUAGAAAUUUAGAAAUGAAUCCUGAGAUUAGUUUACCUGUCUAUUCUAAUGUUCUAAAAUAUGGUUAGCUUUAGCACAUGCAUUCAAAUCUGUCUAGAGCAGGGGUUCUUAAUAGAACUGAUGGGGAUAUAAUUUAUGACUUUCAGACACAAAAAAAAGGGGUACAGUACAAAGGUUAAGAACCCCUGAACUAAGAAACUGAAAUUUAACAAAUAUAUUUUUUCUUACUAGACUUUGAAUUAUUGACGAAUCAGUUUGCUCUUUCCUUUAAACAACAGGUGACCGACAAAGAAGACAAAACGUACAGGACUAAAUGAACGGACCAAAGAGUAAAUUACGAAGACCUGCAUUAAAACUACAGUUUACGACUAGAAUUAACAGGCUGUUCUCUUACUUCAAGAACAACUUGAAGACGGUGUAUUAGACAUAAAAAUUAAACAUUUGACCUUGAAAGAAUUUCUGUUGUCUUAAUGUACCAUUUAAAAAACGUCUUUUUUUAUCAUUGCCAGUCUUUAAUUCUUUAGGUCUUUUCUAUGUUUACAACACAUCUUGUCUUGCUAAAGUAAAGGAUUCUAAUUGUCUGUCACAAUCAUUAACCAAUAGGUCAUAGCAAAUAAUUGUAAAUAAAUGCAUUUAAUUGUUCGACAUUCAUGUGGGGGUUUUAAAAUAAAAAAUAUGUGUUUGAAAAUUUUCUAAGAAAUAUCUUUUCAUAAUGUUGGAUGAUUUUUGUAUCUCAGUAAACUUUUGCUUUUCAUUGGGGAAAAUGUGUAAAUUUAUUUUCAAAUCUUUUUGAAGAACUAUAUUCAUCAUUCUACGUUUGAUGUUUUUUGCCUUUCCUGGAGAACCUUACUUUUUUUAAAUGUUGUGACAUUGUUAUUUUUGUUUUUAGUUGUAAUAAAAAAAGACAAUGGAAUGUUUUUAAUUCAAGUUGUCCUUCAUUUCUGUCAGUCUUUCAUAAGUGUAUUUUUUGUUAUUGUUCAACAGUUGCUGAUUUAUAGUUUAUUCUAUCAAAGUAGUUCAGUUUAUAAUGGCACAUACAAAAAGGAGUUACUUUAAUUCUAUCAAAAGAGUUCAAUUUAUAACCAAACUUUAAAAAAGGAGUUAAUUUUGUAAAAAAUGAGUAUUUAUCCUUGUGUCUCAUGAUAUAAGGUCUCAGUAUGACUAGGACCAAUAUAAAAAUAUGCCAAUGUUUCACUUCUGGUUAUUUACAAAUAUAUUCCGUCAAGUAAAAGUCAUUUCAUUAUUUUUUUUAAUAUAAUUAUACAUCAUUUAUAUUGGUCCAUGAAGUUUAAAAAACAAUAUUUCAUUCUGGUAGUACACUGUUUCAGUUUUGUGGAUCUUAUGUUGUCUUCUAAAUAAAUGAAAUAUAUACACAAACAGGGUAAGUUAAUUUACUAAAGUUUUAGCAGCUGGAUAUGAGAUAUUUAAACAAAAUAGUGUAAAGCAGAUGAUGGUGCUUGCUAUUGGACUAGACAAAUUUGGGUGCAAAAACCUAUUCCUGCAAUGAAAAUUAGUUAUAUGAGUCUUUAUGAGACUAACACAGAAGACAAUCUUCAACUGUUGACAUGUACAGAUCACUUUACUGCUGUGAAAUUUAUGACAGGACUCAGACUUAAGACUAGAGGUAAGACUUCCCCGGUCUUUUUGUAAUGUGUACAGUUGUAGUUAUUUUUUUCACUUUCAAGUCAUCAUCCAUAUAAUAUAUAAUAAAUAACUUACCACUUUUUACAGUUAUAAUAAGAAAGCUUGACAAUUUGUUUUGGUAAAAAAAAUUCUUAAAUCUGAAACAGAGUUCUAAAAAAGCAGGUGCACCAACCUUAAGUUUAAACUGAAUACGAUUAACUCUUUUUCAGGCACAUUUUGCCUGAUACUGGCUUGCAUCUUGAAGAGACAAAAAUCAAAGAUGAACUCUGAUUGUCAUCUUUAUGUAAGUAAACUUGUUAUUAAGAAUUCUAAAAUAUUAUUAGUCUAAUAAUCAUUUUUUUUUAAAUAAUAAAGUUUGCUAACACCUUUAAACACAGUUGUAAUCAGCAAAUUAACUUUUGUUUAUGUUGGGUUUUUUUGGUCUGUUUUAAAAAAUAUAUAUAUUUAAUUUUAUUACAGUUUAAAAUUAUAUUUUUGUUUUUAUAUUGAUUGGUUUACACCUUAAGUAACAUUCUGACAGAGCUUUUAUUAUAAAAAUUAAUUACUUGACAAAACAUAUUUUAUGAGAUGGCAAGAAUAAAGAUCUGAAGAAUAAUUCCAGUUUAUUCCAAAUUUAAAUUUUUACUCUUUUAGAAUUUUGUAAACACCUCAGCAUUUAAUAAUUUAAAAAACUACAAUACAUUAAACAAUUAACAUUUUGAAGGCAUUGUUUAAAAAAACAACAUGUAUUUGCAUUUUUUAGGAAAAUUUCUGACAGAUUUGGUCUUUGUGAACUGCAUUGAAUCUUUCAGGCUUAACAGAUUAUAACUGGCCAAUCAGUCUUUGGUGAUCAAAUACGUAAGUUAAUCCUUUACAGGGGCCACAGCGGCCAAAAACGUCUUUAUUGCUUAAGGGCAUAACGUCCGAAGGCGCCUGUGACAACUUAGAGUUGUAAACAUGCAAUCUCCGAGACUUCCCAUGGUUUACAUCCGGUUUUGCUGAUAGCUUGAUAAUGUGGGCGCCAGUUACAAGUAUUUGAUCAGAUUAUUUUGUAGUUUUCCGGGUUUUAAUGCUUUGUUUUUCAAAACAGAUUUCAACGUUUCUUAAAGUGAUAGCGGAGAUUUUGCUGGGUUCAAUUUAAAUAACAUUAAAGUGCUUGAAAUUGACCAUGAGUCAGUACUAGAUAUUAAUAUUAUUCAUGAUAUCAGCAUAAGCUGUCUUUAAGUUUACACACUUCGAUUUCAUGACAGUGUUUGUAAACAAUAAAUAAAUGGCUGACAAUCAUAAACAAUAUGUUAUAUUUUAUUUUGCAAAUAUUUGUGUGGAUUACUGGCAAAUCUGCAUUCAUUUUCCUUUAUUUUUUGUUCAUUUCACAAAAAUUUGUUUACCAACACCUUAGAUUUGAUGUUUUUUACUAACAUAACCCUAAAUCUUACUAAAAACUGGAGAAAUGUUGCCCAUCCCGAGCUAGCAAAAGGAAGCAGGUCUGCACUGUAAAGUGUUAAGCUUGUUAUAUAUUUCAGGGGAAAAAAAUUACACCUUGUCAGUUUUGUUAUUAGCUUUAAAAAUUUCACCAGUAUCAUUUUUACCUCGAUUUGCUUUUCUUAACACUAGCAUUGUCUGUCUAUUUGAUAAGCUUUCUAACUUCUGUCUUGUUGAGGCAAAUUGAUAACUAUUUUUACUACUGAUGCUGUUAAAUUUCAAAGAUAAAUUUUAAAAUACUAUUGAUGUCUUUAAUUAAUAUUUCUGUCACCUUUCUCAAUCCAGAUCCAUCAUGAUGAAAUAGGUGAUCACUGUAGGAUCUACUUACUGGACUCAAGUAAAGAAUUGGACGAAUGACUGUAUUAACAUCUCUUAUUUCUUGAGUUAUUCUGAUCAAUGAAUUUAAUAAAACAAUUAAAUGCCAUUG
Lymnaea stagnalis (great pond snail) is the source of this 13881-nucleotide messenger RNA. The record is from the annotation of a GenBank genome assembly. NCBI's taxonomy places the organism in Eukaryota, Metazoa, Mollusca, Gastropoda, Lymnaeidae.